Molecule: messenger RNA, 510 nt
Organism: Cylindrotheca closterium
Lineage: Eukaryota; Bacillariophyta; Bacillariophyceae; Bacillariales; Bacillariaceae
Source: the annotation of a GenBank genome assembly
AUGAACAAAUUCUCCUUGCUUGCUUUUUUCCUUGCUGCCGCCGUUUUCCAGUCUGCUGAUGUCAAUGCCCAGACGACGCAGGUCUGUGAGGAAGCGUGCGCCGAAGACUUGAGAAUCAACUGCGACGAUUUGCUCGCUCAAUACACAUUUCAAGGAAGUUGCUGCUCCUUGACGCAGAUUACUGCCUACGAUGGCUGCCGUGUGGAAGUGGGCUUCGGAAACUGCUACUGGUUCCCCAAGUGUGAGGAAUGUCCACUGCGUACCGAAGGCCGAUGGAAUAAUAUCAAAUGCGGUUUGGAAUACCAAGGCGCUGAGGGUUUUGCAUGUCCAGCCUCCGAAUAUCCUACCGUCUGGAAGAAUCCUUACCCUGAAGGUCCUUGGAACGACUACUCGUGCUCUCCUACUGCGGCUCCAGCGGUUCAGACUGCCCCACCCGAUUCCGCCUCAGCUUCCACCUCGGUCCGUAUGAUGGCAGCGUUGGGAGCUGUCGUUGCAGUGGCACAAAUGUAA